AUGUCAAAUAAUAUCAUUUCAACAUACAAAUUCAAACCGUUUCAUUUCACUGUAUUAAGGAAAGAUUGUGAUCCAGCGCAAGGUUCAAUAUAUAGAUUUGGAUAUCAAUUGGUGUGCAAUAAUAAUGCCUAUAUAUUAUCGUUUCGAAGUUUCAAUGUUCAAACAAAUGAUGCUCCUGGUCAAAGAGUUAUGCGUCAGAUUUGGAAGUAUAGUUUGGAUUCAGGUGAAUGGAAAGUCGUGAAUUGUAAAAAUGUUCCUCAGGAAUUAGUAACUAGUUAUAAAAUAGUUACACUUCCUGGUGACAUAAUUAUUAUAUUUGGAGGUAUUGGAGUUCCAUCUGGAGGAAUUUGUAGAAACCGCAUGUACUUGGCAAAUUUAGCCAAUGAAUAUAAAGAAAAUGGAAUGAGCUUUAUAGAUUUAGAAGAGUCUGGAGAUGUUCCUUUACCAUUAUAUGGACUAGGUGUUGUAAUGGAUGGUAAAUAUAUUUAUUCAAUUGGUAACUCAUCUGGUUCCAAACAUGAGAUGGAUGUUCAUCGAUUUGAUCUGAGUACAAGAAAAUGGGAGUUGUUAUAUAAGUCACUAGGGGAAGAUGAAGACCCUAAUCCUAGACAUCAACAUAAAGUUGUAUUCUCCAAGGGCAGAAUAUACAUAUUCGGUAGCAAGAUACGUGAUGCUGAUAAUUUUAUUUACUUUGGUUUUAAGAAAAUCCAUAUGUUUGAUGUGGCCAACAAACAGUGGCAUUUGUUUCCAACCAAACCCGACCACAAGGAGCCAGAACCUGGUUAUCCGAUUAACAGAUGCUUUCAUAGCUGUGUCCAAUGUCCUGAGAAAUCCAAUUUGGUGUAUUUAUGUGGUGGUCUUGGUGAUUUCCAAACUUUCAAUGACGUUUGGCGUAUUGACAUUGACACUAUGCAAUGGGGAAAAGCUGACCAAUUGUAUAAUGCCUCUUCCAUUACUGAACGGAGUGAUUUAGAUCCAGCUAACCGUUCAAUUGAUAUUACUGGGGCAAGGGAUGACGAUACCCAAUGGAAAGUUAUAUGUUGGGAAGCAAUGAUUCACUAUUUCAAAGAAGCGAUGGUUUUAAGUCUGAGUAUGAGUGUCAAAGAAAAUUGGGUAUAA
This is a messenger RNA of Macrosiphum euphorbiae (potato aphid), 1119 nucleotides long. Lineage: Eukaryota; Metazoa; Arthropoda; Insecta; Hemiptera; Aphididae. The record is from the annotation of a GenBank genome assembly.